CUGGACAUCUCCCGGCUCUCCGGAUGGGGCGGGCGCCGCCAUUGUGCAGCGCUCGUCCCCGCGGAGGGUGCUGGCUGCUGCCAGUACCUUGACCUUCCCGGGUCGCUUCUCGCUGUCCUGUUCCAGGAGCCCGGCGGGUCCGGGACUCUGGUCCGUGUUCGUGCCGGUGCGGGCUGCCGGCAUGUGGCUGUGGGAGGACCAGGGGGGCCUCCUGGGUCCCUUCUCCUUCUUACUGGUGCUGCUGCUGAUGGUGACGCGCAGCCCCUUCAAUGCCUGCCUUCUCACCGGCAGUCUCUACGUCCUGCUGCGCCUCGUCAGCUUCGAACCCGUGCCUUCCCUCAGGGUCCUGCAGGUGCUCAAGCCCCGGGACCGCGUCUCCGCCAUUGCCCACCGCGGCGGCAGCCACGACGCGCCCGAGAACACGCUGGCGGCCAUUCGGCAGGCAGCUAAGAAUGGAGCAGCAGGUGUGGAGUUGGACAUUGAGUUUACUUCCGACGGGGUUCCUGUCUUAAUGCAUGACAGCACAGUAGAUAGGACGACAGACGGUUCUGGUCGACUAUGUGAUUUGACAUUUGAUCAAAUUAGGAAACUUAACCCUGCAGCAAAUCACAGACUCAGGAAUGAUUUCCCUGACGAAAAGAUCCCCACCCUGAGGGAAGCUGUCACGGAGUGCCUGAACCAUAACCUCACGGUCUUCUUUGAUGUCAAAGGCCAUGCAAAUAUGGCUACUAAUGCUCUGAAGAAAAUCUAUUUGGAAUUCCCACAACUAUACAAUAGUAGCAUGGUCUGCUCAUUCUUGCCAGAAGUUAUCUAUAAGAUGAGACAAACCGAUCAGAACAUAAUAACAGCUUUAACUCACAGACCCUGGAGCCUGAGCCACACAGGUGACGGGAAGCCACGCUUCAGUGCUUUCUGGAAGCAGUCCAUGUUUGUUGUGUUGGACAUUUUGCUCGAUUGGAGUAUGCAUAAUGUCUUGUGGUACCUGUGUGGAAUUUCAGCUUUCCUCAUGCAGAAGGAUUUUGUAUCCCCGGACUAUUUGAAGAAGUGGGCAGCUAAAGGAGUUCACGUUGUUGGUUGGACUGUCAACACUUUCGAUGAAAAACGGUACUACGAAACCUAUCUCCACUCUAGCUACAUCACUGACAGCAUGCUGGAAGACUGUACACCCCAGUUCUAGACUUCCUGGGGAGGAAACAUGACUGCUGAAACUGCCUUGUGGCCUCAGACAGGGUAUCAAAGUGCCCUCUGUGCUAGUUCAAGCCCUGGGGGACCAGGUGGCUCACACAGGCAAUAGUAGGUAACUGCAUUUUUACCUAAACACCCAGAACCCAGUGUUGCCACCAUGCGCCAUGGAAUGGUGCCAUUGCUCUUGAAAAUCUGGGUCUGAGAAAAGGCCCAGCAGCCCAGCACCCCAGCUGAGGCAUGCCUAAGACCCAGUGAGUGUGAGCACAAAGCGUGCCCUGCAGUUAGGGGACAUGGAUGCAAAUGCAUGGGACUUGCAUGAGCACUGGGAGUUGACAUUUUAAAGUUUGCCACACCUAAGUAAUUCACUUGUUUCAAAAAUUUGUACUCAGCUCUGUCAAUGGCGUACUGUAGAUGUCAGAUUUGUGACCAUACUAAUAAAAUCAUUAAAGGGGGCACAAAAGGAAAGGCGUGUGCCAAGCAUUGCAUCCUAAGGCGGGAGGAAGUUGGGGAAGCUGCCACCUGCAAUCCAGUGAGGCUUCUGUGUGCCAAGGUCAGGGAAGGAGGUCACCAACCAAGAAACUGCAUAAAAGUGCAAACC
Castor canadensis (American beaver) is the source of this 1783-nucleotide messenger RNA. It is a transcript of the gene Gde1, whose product is annotated as glycerophosphodiester phosphodiesterase 1. Gene Ontology annotation, cellular component: plasma membrane. Lineage: Eukaryota; Metazoa; Chordata; Mammalia; Rodentia; Castoridae. Gene Ontology annotation, biological process: N-acylethanolamine metabolic process; ethanolamine metabolic process; phospholipid metabolic process. Gene Ontology annotation, molecular function: glycerophosphodiester phosphodiesterase activity. The record is from RefSeq and is a predicted model, not a curated record.